Molecule: messenger RNA, 5439 nt
Organism: Colletotrichum fioriniae
Lineage: Eukaryota; Fungi; Ascomycota; Sordariomycetes; Glomerellales; Glomerellaceae
Source: RefSeq, a predicted model, not a curated record
AUGAUCUCUGCCAGACGUAUCAUCAACCACGCCGACAUUACAGAACUCAUUGAUCUCGAAACAUCUCCUCUGGGCCAAUGGUGUUUGCAAAGCUUGCAUAGCUCUAUCAGAGAGCUCAGAAUCGCUUCUGGACGCGCUCUUCCUCUAUUCCUGAGAGAUAAUAACCUGGCGUCGCUUGACUCAACUCUGAUCAUUCGCAACCGAAAAAAUGCACUUAGUCUGCUCAAGGCUGCUUCCGAGAAAGAUGCAGCCAUAUUCCAUGAAAGCGGAAUCCUGUCCUGGGGCCAACUUGGACGGGUCCUGACUGGAGACGAGCUCAAUCUUGUUCUGCACAAGUUGCUUGAGUACCUCGGUAGUAUCAACAGUCUGAUCGCAUCAUGUGCCUUCAACGAGAUUCUCAACCUAGCAUCUGCCUUGAACACAACGCCGCGUCGUCUGUUCGAACCCUUUUGGAGGAACCUUGCAUAUUUCGCUGUCAAGGACAUGCAGGCUCGGCCGCAAAUUUGCCGCGCGAUUUCCGACCUGUUGCAAAUAUCCGUCACAGACUUCCUGCUGCUUAUCCAGGCUCAUGCGUUGCCUUGGCUGGUAUUAAUGAAAAAGAAGGAGGUGAUUCAGAAAAUCGCAGAAGCCCGAGGAGAAAGGGACAUAUGGAUCCCUAUCCUGGACCCAGCCAAUGCUGGCUCAAUCAUUGCGCUUUUGCUCAUUCAAGAUGUUGGUAACAUCGAGAAGUUCGUCAUGUCUAGACUCGUUGAGGUUUCCUCUCACCUAGAGACAUUUACUUUGGUUGAGCUCGUGCAAUCCGAAGUCUGUUCGGUCGCUCUAGAGCUUUUCAAGGCUGCCGGCGAGGCGGAUGAAGCACGGAAGCCCCGAUCAAAGCCGAAGAAGGGCAACACGAUUGGGAGAUAUCUACAAUCGUACAUUCUUGGUCUUAUGGCUCGCCUUGCAGAUGUUAUCAAUGAUAUGCCACUUGUAUUUCCUCCAGCCGAAGAACAGAGACGCUGCAUACGUGCCUUAGAGGAGAUGAUCAGACAUUGCAAAGUCUAUGUUCGAAUUGCUCGCCCACAGAUUGCCGCGUGUCUUCUGUCAUCACUGGCUCAGGAUGAUCUCAGAGAAGCUGCAUUCUCUUGCUGGGCGGCUCUGCUCACAUGUCUCGAGCCUGAAGACGUCGAGGUUUUGAUCGAGACUACAUUCUUCGUCAUCAGCCACUACUGGCCGCUCUUUAGUCAGCCUUGUCGACAAAUGGCUAAGAAUUUGAUCAGGGAGUUGAUCACGGAUUUUAGUGACAGCCUCACGUCCUACAUCAGCAAGUUACCUUCUUUGGGCCACAUCGCAGAGUUGGCAGACGUCGAAGGGGAACUCAACGCCGCGCGUCCAGUCCUGGACAGCAGGCAGGCAUUUGCCCUCUUCGCCGAGCGCACGUCUCACGAGAACUCUGGUGUCGUAUUACUGGCACUGACCGAACUCGAGGUCUACCUUAGACAGAGUGGAGGCUUCCUCCAGACUUCAGCCGUCAGCCAACAGCCUGACCCCGUUGUACCCAUGUUGAUACGAGCCUUGCUAGACUGUGCAGCAAAGUAUAGUGCUAUGCACCAGCUCGAUAUUGCCAGUCUUUGUACUCAAUGCAUUGGCUUGGUUGGCUGCCUCGACUCUAAUAGAGUGGAAGCGCCACGAGAGCAAAAGUCGAUGGUCAUCUUGAGCAAUUUCGAGAGUGCAGACGAGACGACAGACUUCGUGUUGUUCAUCUUGGGACAAAUACUCGUCAAGGCUUUCUUGUCCACGACAGACACCAAACUCCAAGGUUUCCUUUCCUUUGCCAUGCAAGAACUGCUCGACCGGGUCGAUAUCAAGGCUGCACUGGCUAUGAAAGGAACUGGGAUGCGGGAUGGUGGUGUCAUCUACAGAAAAUGGCUAACACUAUCGGAGAGUGACCGCAAUGUCUUGACGCCUUUCCUUACUUCCAGAUAUCUUUUGACACCUAUGAACGUUGUUCCAGUCGAGUAUCCUAUCUUCCGCCCAGGAAAGCCCUACGGAAACUGGAUGCGUUCAUUCAGCAUGGAUCUCUUGGGCAAGGGGCAAAAUGGGCACGCGGAUCUUAUCUUUGAACCACUGUGUCGCACUAUCAAGGUCAAGGACUUGGCCGUUGCCGAGUUCCUGCUGCCAUAUCUUGUGCUUCAUGUCAUCAUAGGUCACAGGAGCACGCGAAAGGACCGGGACAAUGUCAUUGGAGAGCUCGUUGGUAUUCUUCAGCACCAACCCGCCGAGGACGCGCCAUAUUCGGAACGAGAAGACAUGAAGCUGUAUUGCGAGGCUGUCUUCAGAGCUCUCGACUACGCGAGCAGGUGGCUCCAAGAGAAGGAUGCAAGACGCAAGAAUGACGAUGACCUGCCCGCGAUAGGACGUGUUCAGGAAUUGCUAAACACUGUUCCGCCAGUGCUCAUCUCUCAACGUGCGAUGGAUUGUAGAGAAUACCCACGAGCGCUCUUCCACCUCGAGCAGCAUGCCCAGCAAAUGGAGGUUGAGAACAGCGACCCAAGGCAGAAAACUUUACUACUCGAGCAGCUGCAGGACAUCUAUACUCAGAUUGACGAACCUGACGGGCUGGAAGGGAUUUCCGCUCAUCUGCACGUUUUGGAUAUCAACCAGCAGAUUCUCAGUCACAAGAAGGCAGGCAGAUAUACUGCAGCUCAAACUUGGUACGAAAUCAAAUUAGCAGAAGAGCCUGAUAAUAUCGAUGUGCAAAUCGAUUUGCUCAAUUGUCUGAAACAGUCCGGCCAACACGAUGUAUUACUCAACUAUGUUGAAGGCAUGCGAACAGAACCUUCGACAGAAAACAAGAUUGUUCCAUACGCAGUUGAAGCAGCGUGGGCUACGAGGAGAUGGGAUACUUUGAACAAGUACACUGCCCGAUUCCAUGGCAGCCCUCUGGAAGACUUCAACGUCAGUAUCGCCAAACUCUUCAACGCGCUGCAGAAAAGGGGGGCCGGCAGCGAUACAUUCCCCGAAAUGCUGCAAAGUAUGAGAGAGAAGAUCGCCUCCGCCAUGACACACGUGGCAACGUCAUCUUUGCAAGCCUGCCACGACUUGAGACUUAGGUGUCAUGUCCUUACUGACCUUGAGAUCAUCGCUGGAACUCAAGCUUCUGAGGGCGAUGCACAUCAGGAAGUUCUGACAAUGCUCAACCGUCGCCUUGAGGUUCUUGGGGCGUACGUAGGCGAUAAGCAGUACUUGUUGGGUAUCCGCAGGGCAGCCAUGGAGCUUUCACGGCCCAAGUUUUCCGAUCUUGACAUAUCUUCGCUGUGGCUCUCAAGCGCUAGGUUGGCUAGAAAAGCCAACUCAACCCACCAGUCGUUCAAUGCCGUAUUACAUGCUUCUCAACUUGGCGACGGAGCUGCGGUCAUUGAGAAUGCUCGGCUUCUGUGGAAAGACGGCCACACGCGCAAGGCGAUCCAAGUUUUGCAGGGAGCCAUUGAAUCGAACAACUUCAUGACACAGACCAACAGUUCUUCUUCUAUCCGUGGCAUGGAUGCUCAGCAACGGCAAUUGACGGCUAGAGCUCAACUGAUGCUUGCAAAAUGGCUAGACGCUGCCGCUAGCGCCUGGGAAAAGGGCCACUACUACCUGGGACGAUACUACAAGAAAGUACUGGAAUCUGAGAAGAUGCUCAAGGCAGACGAUCAAACCGAUCCCUGCAUUCAGGGCGAAUACACCAGACUCGUCGUCGAAAAUUACCUUCGGUCUCUAAACUACGGCACCAAAUAUCUCUACCAGACCAUGCCGAGAAUUCUUACACUGUGGCUUGAAUUCGGAGCGCAGGUUGACAAGGCCCCCGAAGGCAAAGUUUCACUGUCUCGUGAGCUGCAUAGGAGGCGAACGGAUCAGUUGAACCUCCUUCACCGGUUCCUUGACAAGUCCAUAGCCCGAUUACCAGCGUACAUCUUCUACACGGCACUUCCACAAGUUGUGGCAAGAAUUGCUCAUCAGAACAAAGAUGUCUAUGAGCGUUUGACGCACAUAGUCAUCAAGGUCGUCCAAUCCCACCCUCGGCAAGCUCUUUGGAGUCUGUUUGGAAUCAUGACAACGAGACAAAACUCAGAACGUCGGGUAAGGGGCCAACAGAUCUUGCAGGCGUUGAAGGGAGUCACCAAAAAGGUUGACGGGAGCACCUACGAACUCAGGCAGCUCUUGAGGAUGGGCGAGAAGCUCGCAGAACAACUCUUGCUGGCUUGCAACAACGGCGAUUUCCAGAGCAACAGGACGACCGUGGCGAGCAUCACGCGCGAUCUGAACUUCAACCACAAGUGCACCCCUUGCCCCCUGGUGGUGCCCAUCGAGUCGUGUCUGACUGCUGCCUUGCCGACGCUGACUGACAACGUCAAGACCCACAAGGCGUUCUCACGAGACGUCAUUACCAUCGACUCCUUCCUGGACGAGGUACUGGUUCUGGGAUCUUUGGCCAAGCCGCGACGACUAACCGCACGCGGGACGGACGGAAAGAGCUACAUGCUUAUGAUCAAGCCCAAGGAUGAUCUACGCACUGACCAGCGUCUGAUGGAGUUCAACAGCAUGAUCAACAGAUCAUUGAAGCGGGAUCCCGAGGCCAGCAGACGCCAGUUGUACAUCAAAACGUAUGCCGUCGUGCCUCUGAACGAGGAGUGCGGUAUCAUCGAAUGGGUUGAUGGGUUGAAGACACUGCGCGAGAUUCUUCUGGAUCAGUAUAAAUCCCGCCAGGUACACCCCGACUACAACCAGAUCAAGCGGAUGAUGGCUGAGGCAGUGACGGGACCGAACAACAUUAAGAUGUUCACCGAAGGCGUCUUGGGCACGUUCCCGCCCGUCCUGCAGCACUGGUUCGUCCAGCGUUUCCCCCACCCUUCGACUUGGUUCUCUGCGCGGCUCAAGUACACGCGUUCCUGCGCCGUCAUGUCGAUGGUGGGUACAAUCCUCGGACUCGGCGAUCGACACGGUGAGAACGUGUUGCUGGAGCGCGACAAUGGCGGCAUCUUCCACGUGGACUUCAACUGCCUUUUCGACAAGGGCUUGACGUUUGCGCAGCCAGAGAGGGUGCCGUUCCGCCUGACGCACAAUAUGGUGGCUGCGAUGGGCAUCUACGGAUACGAAGGUCCCUUCCGGCACUGCAGCGAGCUGACCUUGGGGAUUUUGCGGCAGCAGGAGGAGACGCUGAUGACGAUUCUCGAGGCGUUCAUUUACGAUCCUACGCUGGAUCUGCAAAAGGAGAAGAAGACGAGCCGUCGGCAGGACGGGGCGCCUAGGAUGCAGCCGCAACUUGUUGUCGACAGCAUCAAGCGUAAAGUUAAGGGGUUAAUGGGACAGGACACGAUCCCGUUGGGUGUGGAGGGCCAGGUGGAGGAAUUGAUCAAGCAGGCUGCUGAUCCGAGAAACCUGGCGGCUAUGUAUAUCGGUUGGUGCCCAUUCUUGUAA